AUGAAUACUGCAGAAAUGGAUAUAGAUAUCGAACCAUUUGUCACGAUUGACCCUAACGUCAAAAGAACUGUAAUGAGGCCAGGAUCGCACUCUCAAACAACCACCACAAUUACAUUUGAAAAUUCUAAACCGCAGCCUUUCAAGCAGAAUCGAACAGGAUUCGUACACGAUGAAAGGUUACGAUUUCACGCCGAUUUGAUCCAAUCAGACUUCCAUCCGGAGGACCCAAGAAGAAUAACUAGUGUAGCAAAGGUCCUUGAACAAUACAAAUGCACAGAACAACUCGUAAAAAUACCGGCAAGAAUAGCAACAAAAGAAGAGAUAUGUUUGGUACACUCUGACAAGCACUGGUGCGAAGUUGAAAAAACUGCAGUAAUGAAGUUUGAUCAAAUAAUCGAAGCUAUGGAUAAAUAUGAUUCUAUUUAUUUAAAUAACGAUUCUGCUUUCUGUGCACGCCUUGCUUGCGGCGGAGUAAUUGAGCUUUGUAAGGUUGUGAUGCAGGGAACAGUGACAAACGGUUUUGCAAAUGUCCGACCUCCAGGACAUCAUGCUGAGCCAGAGGAGGCAAUGGGAUUCUGCCUCUUCAAUAAUGUCGCCGUCGCAGCCCAAUGUCUGAAGAAACAUUAUAAGGUCGAUAAAAUAUUAAUUGUCGAUUGGGAUGUUCAUCAUGGAAACGGAACACAAAAAGCGUUUUAUGAUGACCCAGAUGUCGUUUAUUGUUCAAUACAUCGCUACGAAAAUGGAGAUUUCUAUCCAGGAUCUGAACAAGCAAACUACACCCAUACCGGAUCUGGGGCGGCGAAAGGACGAAACAUUAACAUUCCCUGGUCUCGUGCUGGGAUGGAUGACAAUGAUUAUAUAUAUGUAUUCGAUAAGAUUGUUAUGCCUAUAGCUGAUGAAUUUGCCCCCGAUAUUGUUAUAGUUUCGGCGGGAUUCGAUGCUGCUGCAGGGGAUUCAAUUGGUGAAAAUUAUGUAACUCCGAAAGCUUUUGGGCAUAUGACUCAUCGGCUCAAAACUUUAGCAAAUGGCAAGCUUGUAUUAGUACUAGAGGGUGGCUACAAUAUUGACUCGAUGAGCCUUUGCGCCCUAUCUUGCGUUAGAGUAUUGCUCGGUGAAGCGCCCGAAAGUCUACCACCCAUGAAACCAAGCAAAGAUUGCAUUGAAACAGUACAUAACGUAAUACACGUACAAUCACGAUAUUGGAAUUCAUUGGCGCCCAAAUAUUUUGAAAUAUCUGAUGGUAUGAAAAGGUCUUACACGGUUGCGGGAGUACUGUAA
Ambispora leptoticha is the source of this 1278-nucleotide messenger RNA. The record is from the annotation of a GenBank genome assembly. Lineage: Eukaryota; Fungi; Glomeromycota; Glomeromycetes; Archaeosporales; Ambisporaceae.